Messenger RNA from Macrobrachium nipponense, 11031 nucleotides. RefSeq names its product rap guanine nucleotide exchange factor 4-like (gene Epac). Gene Ontology annotation, cellular component: plasma membrane. Bases 990 to 5054 code for a protein of 1354 amino acids. Gene Ontology annotation, molecular function: guanyl-nucleotide exchange factor activity. The transcript is spliced from 23 exons. Gene Ontology annotation, biological process: Ras protein signal transduction; positive regulation of GTPase activity. The record is from RefSeq and is a predicted model, not a curated record. Lineage: Eukaryota; Metazoa; Arthropoda; Malacostraca; Decapoda; Palaemonidae.
UCAGUCAUGGACUUACUGUGCCGAAGGGAAGGCGCUGUGGGUGCGGUCAGUCAGUAGCACUUCCUCGUGGCGUCUACGAUCAUAACAUUUUACGGCGCUUUUGCUGGAGUUAUUGCUUCGAUUUUGUUGCAUGAUUUCAUGUUCUAGUCACUCAAUGUUUUAGAAAGCGAAAUUCGUUAAAGUUUUUAAUAUCGCUUGGUAAGAUUUUUAUUUAAAAUUUCGAGUGGAAGAAGUUGAAAGUUUGAUAGCAGCCUAGCCUCAAGAAUUCACAAAGAAAAAAAUAUAUACUGAAAAUUGUUUCAUCUUUUACGUAUGACUACUCAAAAUGUAUGUGCCUUAGUGUGAGAUAAAGUUUGGAUAUAUUAAAUCCCACAGACUAGUGAAAGGCUUAAAUAUAUCAGACUUUUUUUUCUAGCCAGUACCAGGGCUGGAGCCUAUUAAAUUUAUACAUUAAAGUUAUGAUGAAAUGUUCAACUUCGUAUUCACAGUGGAUUGUUAAACAUGACCUAAGUACUGAAGGAUGUAACAAGCCCCUGAAAAUGUAAGAGGCCAUGCCUAUGCUGGUAGCCAAAUGCAGUGAGAACACUGCUCCUAGACCUAGGCUGUUGAUAUUGCAUAGUGUGUACACUCCAUAGGCCUAGGCGUAUGUGGAUAUUUUGUGAAAAAUGGUUUUUAUGGACAUACUUCUUAAUUUCUUGAAAUAAAUAAAUUUGAAGCCUGUUUGGGGGGUCUCUUCUAGAACAGUACAUAUAGGCCUAAAUGAAUGUUUAGUCGCGAACGAUAUUCGUGUACUAAGUGUUGAUAUUUCAUCAGGCUCAGACUACAUGAAAAUUUGUGGGCCAAUGGUGGUUACUAUUUUUUUUACUGCGUAACGUGCAGGCAAGCAAGGCUACUGUUUCUAGGCCUAUGCAGUACUGAAAUAACACAGUGUAUAUUUUUAAAUUUUGAAUCGGGCCUAGAGGAAACUUCAGCAUCAUGAUGGCAAGAGAAUGGGUGACAGCAUUGAUAAAAGGCCAGAGGAACGCAGUCCGGUUGAUGUGUCGACAAUCACCUCGAAGCUGCGUCGAGUACCGCCCUUAGAUCGACUCCCUUCUCCAGUUCUUUUCGAUAUUGCUCGGUGCUCAUACUACGAGGAUCUGGAAAAAGGCGUUACAUUAUACCAAAGAGGAGACACGGGGACAAAUUGGUACACGUUGCUCAGCGGGUCCGUGGACUCCAGGCCACCGCUCCACACCCAGUACCAGCCAAGACGGUCUUCAAGUCCCUGGAAUUGUUUCGAGUUCUUAAGUUCAAAACCGGGUGGGGUCGUGGGCGAGAUGGGCGCCGGGUCGACUUUUGGGGAGAGCGUCCUCAACGACGCCCCUAGGAAGAGUACCAUCAUCACGAGGGAGAACUGCGAACUCCUGAGGGUGGAGCAGAAGGACUUCCGGUACAUAUGGCAGAGAAACAAGGAGCUGAUGCAAGACAUGUUAUACAGUUCUUCCAGGAAGGAAACCACAGGCUCAGUACUGGACGAAGGGAGAACCCUCUGGAGGAAUUUUGGGUCACGCCGACGUCGGUCGGCCACUCCAAGGGAGCUGCCGAAGGAACCCACCGGAAGAGAUGAACACAGAAGGGCCUCUGCAACAACGGCGUCUCCGACGAGGGCAGCUUCCUCCUCUCCCGUACGUGCCCCGGGCACCCACCAGUCAAGAGGCUUAGCCUCUGCAGCAGCCCCUCAGAAUUCUCACACUCUUCCAAAAGGCUUCACCAUGUCCAGAAACUCUGGACCUCCCCCGGAUGCCACCCCUCCCCUACCCACGAAGUCAAACCACUCGCCGGGCGAGUCCUCGACGGAGCUGGCCACGAAGAGCAAAACGGGAUCGCCGACACCUCCGCAGUCGUCCUCCAGAAACUCGACGCCGCGAGAAACGCCGAGAAGUACUCCGACGAGGUCCUCCCCCGUCGGAAACAGAGAGACGCCCGCCCGGAGGCCGAGCCUCAGCAGGGCGGCCAGUUUCGACAGUCCCUCCGUCAGUCCCAGAAGAUCCAGCCUUCGGAGCGCUGUUCUCCGCCUGCGCUGCGAAUCUCAGGACACGGCCGAAGAGGAGGACGAGGACGACGACGACGAUGACGAGCCGCCCUCCCACACGUCCCCCAUGGUCAUCAACUACCGUGGCGACAGUCAGGAGAACGACGAAGACGACGAGGAUGAAGACGACGAUGACUACGAGGACGACGAAGAUGGCCGUCAAAGUAGGAGGAGGAGCUCCGGCAGAAUAAUCAAUGGAGAAGGAGGAGGAGGAGGAGAAGGAGGUGGAGGAGGUGGGAGUGGCGAUGGUGGUGGAGGAGGAGGAGGAGGAGGGAAAGGUCUGUCUGGAGGGCGUAAGAAAGGAAGCAGACGGAAGAAGAAGACCGAUGUCGAGCAACAGCGAUCUCAAGACUUGGAUUCCCCCAGCAAUGCUGCUGUCCCUAUCGUUGAUGCCCCGAGCGUCCGCAUCUGCGAGGCUGCUUGGGUACUGAGGUCGAUGCUUCUAGCCCGCGCCCCUCACCUCAUGAAAGACCGGAAGCAGCACGGGCGCCAGCAGCCUCGCUGUGUAGUCGGCACAGAGCUCACCGACUGGCUCCUGGCGCUGUCCUCCACGGUUCACUCGAGGUCACAAGCGGCGGCCAUGUGGCAGUGCCUGCUCGAGGAAGGGGCGCUCUACCACGUGGCAGGAGAGCAGCCCUUCCGGGACAAGUACCUCUUCUACCGAUUCCUGGAGGACUCUGCAGCAGCCCCAGGGACGCCCCCCGUCCUCCCGACGGCGGCCGAGAAGAGAGAGGCCGAGGAUCGCCUCACCUCCAUCCUGGCCUUCCUUCAGCAAAGGGCACCGGACGCCAUGUUGAGGCUGAUUCUCAGGAAACCGAGCCCUGAGCGAACAUUCGAAGACCAGGAGUUGAUCUUCGAGGAACUGCAGCACCUGAAGGCCCUGGCUCACCUUUCCAACUCCGUCAAGAGAGAGCUGGCGUCCGUCAUCAAGUUCGAGUCCCACUCGAGGGAAGGCACCGUUUUGUUCCAGCAGGGGACCGAGGGUAAAUCAUGGUACAUCAUCUUGAAGGGAUCCGUCAACGUGGCCAUUCACGGCAAGGGCGUCGUUCAUACGCUGCACGAAGGCGACGACUUCGGAAAGCUCGCCCUCGUGAACGAUGCUCCAAGAGCGGCGACAAUCGUCCUGCACGAGGACAACUGCCACUUCUUACGGGUGGACAAGAGCGACUUCAACCGCAUCCUGAGGGACGUCGAGGCCAACACCGUCAGGCUGAAGGAGCACGGUCAAGACGUCCUCGUCCUCGAGAAGAUAUCCUCCAAUGCCCUUACUCACUCCCAUUAUAAGUACACUGUGAUGGCUGGAACCCCACAGAAGACUCUGGAACAUCUUUUGGAAACCCGACUAGACGGCAGAAGGGCAAGUGUGGGGGGCGACCUGCCCGAGGACGCCAUCCGAAGGUGCGACGUCGCUUCGCCAGACUCCUUUUUGGACGACUUUUUCCUCACGCACAUCGUCUUCAUGCCCUACACGCAGCUGACGCAGGACCUGCUCAAACAUUACCGCAUAGACAGCCAGAGUAACAGUCAGGAUGACGAAUUCAUCGUCGCUUGCAAGAGACGUGUCAUCCUCUUCGUCCAUCGAUGGGUCAUGACCAUAAGGGCGCCUGUUUUCAAUAAUCCUGCAGCUUCCCAGUUCCUUCAGACGAUGCAGGAGGAAGUCGCCCGAGACGUGGAGGUUUACGGAGCAGCCCUUCGCGAAGGCGCCUCCCUCAUGCUGGACGUGGCCGAGGCCAUCGAGAGGCACGAGCGGGACAACUCGAGCGUCGGCGUGAGCAAGUGGAAGCUCCCCACCAGCGGGAGGCCCAUCAGCCUCUUCGGGGUCUCGUCCACCGAGGACUCCGUCGAGCCCCACCGGAUGAUCCAGGCUCAGGACGACAGUAAGAGCAGCACCAGCAGCAACAGCAUGCAGUCUGGCGAUGUGUCUGUGUCCCAUCCCUUAAUGUGCUCUUUUGUUAUAUUCCGGGUGUAUUGUGCAGACCAUACAUAUUGCACACUUAGGUUCUCUUUGCAAACAACCUGUGACAUUAUCAAACGAUCAGCGGCAGAUAAACUGGGUCUAAGACAGGAGAACCUUCUUCUUGUGGAGCUGAAGUCAUCAGGGGAGGUGGUACCACUAGGUGAAAAAGAGGUCUGUGCACCCACAGGUUUAACACUUAAUGGCCGACUUUUCGUCUCGCAUAAGGACCACCUUGAUGCCCUAACUCCACUACCAGAACAGGAAGGACCAGCAGAAGGAACAUUAAAUCAGCUGGAGAUGUACAGCACCAAAGAAUUGGCUUACCACAUCACCACCCAUGAUUGGGAUCUCUUCAGUGUAAUCCAUGAGUAUGAGUUCCUGUACCAAGUCUUUGGUCGGGACCACUUUGGCCAGGUGAUGUGCAACUUGGAUGUGUUCUUGCGACGCUUCAAUGAAAUCCAGUACUGGGUGGUGUCAGAAAUAUGUUUAGCUGGAGCUUUAUCCAAGAGAACACAACUCUUAAGGAAGUUUAUCAAACUUGCUGCCUACUGUAAAGAACAUCAAAAUCUAAAUGCUUUCUUUGCCAUAGUAAUUGGCCUCAGCAAUGUGGCUGUAUCACGUCUAACUCAAACAUGGGAGCGUCUUUCCUCCAGGUUUCGCAAGAUGUACACAGAAUUUGAGAUGUUAAUUGACCCCUCAAGGAAUCAUCGAGCUUACAGAAUCUAUUAUGCAAAAUUACAACCACCAAUUCUCCCAUUUACACCACUCUUGAUGAAGGACAUGACCUUUACACAUGAAGGCAAUAAAACCAAACUGGAUGGCUUGGUAAACUUUGAGAAGAUGCACAUGCUUGCCGAAACCCUCAGAACCAUCCGUUACUGUCGCUCCCGUCCACUAGCUCUAGAGUUGCCACUGGUGCCUAAAAAUGAGAAUGAAAUUAGAGUCUAUGUGAGGAACCUACAGGUUAUUGACAACCAACGACGUCUUUUGGCCCUAUCUCAGCGACAUGAACCAAAGCGUCCAUGAGUAAGGCGAAGGAAGACGGAGGGUUUCAUUGGCUGAUUGAAAACAAGAGAAAACUGCCCUUCUUAUUUUGCUAUUUUGCUAUGAUAAGAUUGAAAAAAGCAAGGCCUCUUAGAUCUCGCCAACCUUAAGACAGCUUUGGGCUAUGUCAAGGGACCCUUGCAAGAGCAGCUUGAACACCUCAUCUAACUAUCUGUUAAAAAAAUCAGCCAUGAAGUUCCAAUCAACAACACCCAUCCGUCUUACAAGGACCUCCAAGCUGAAGGUCAAAAUUUGGGACACUAAUUUCAUUACAAUAUGUACUUGUAAAACAGAAUCAAAAUCCCAAGACCUUUGUCUUACAUUAUGAAAAAUGCUUAGAAAAAAUUCAUGCUAAAGAUAUUGUAAAAUUUUGACUGGUUUAUCAAGAGACUAGACAACACUUUAAUCCUAUUAUAGACAAUGUUACACCAGUCUGUUGUUAUACUUAAAUUGGCAUUUUUGCCAAACACCAUGGAUCAAGGGGAAUAUGAAGUUUGAAAAGUAGAGAGAAAGAAGUUGAGAUAACAUAUUUGAGGUGACAGUGUGAAAAAGAAAGAAAAACACGAUUCGCCUUAAUUAGAGCCACUAAAAAUGAAUCACACAAUGCAUUUCCAAUUAUAGUACCUCAAGUUCUGAAUCAGUUACUAUAUAACAUAGCUUUUCAUGUUUUGAGAACAGAAGACAUGAUACCGAAUAUUAACCAGUUUCUCCUAAGUACUUGAUGCAAGGCUUAGAUAAUUUUAUGAUUCGGUUUUGAAAGUAUUUUUUAUGCUGAACAAGUUCUGUUGUACAGCGCUUGUGGAACAACAUUAAAGUUGCUUUCAUAAUUUUUUCAGGAAUUAAGGUUGCCAACAUAAAUAAUCUCUGGAUUAAAGUUGCUAACAUAAAUAAGCUCUGGAUUAAACGAGUAUAGAAAUAAAAGAUAAAAAAUUCACUAACAAAAGAAUUUUACAAUUUUCCAUACGUACAUGUAUCAGAAUCUUAAUGAAAAUUAAAGUGUAAACACUCGACUAGGACUAAAAGAACAAUACAGAAAAAAACAUUGGUUGAAUCAAAUGAUCUGACAAUUUCUUCUAAUUUAAAUAUUUAGCAUACGAAUGCUGGUUAAUAACAUACCAGUUGCUGUUUCACAUAUUUUAUACAUGUUCUAUCACCAGUAUAUAAGGUGAAAGGACAUAACUUGCCAAAAGUCUUUGUAAGGAUAUAAUGUUCAGUAUCUCGGUAGUGUUUGUGUAUGCUUUAAAAUAACACAUGCAAACUGACAAUUAGUCUUUAAAAUCUGCACUUGAAUCAUAAAUUGUAUAUAGUAUACCAUUAUUCUGUAUUAGACGUUAUUUAAUAUCCAAAUCUAUAAGAUGUAUAGAUGCUAGGUAAAUAUAAAUAUAUAUACACACAUUCUACAUAUGUCUGUGAUUUAAAUGUAUGUGUAUAUUGUAUGUAUUUUUCUAUUCAACCAGGACACAAAAUUAAUGCAUAUCAAUUUCCUACACAUUUUUAUCACUAUAGUAUGUUGUACAUAAAUGAUUUUGUAGAGUAAUAUAGUGACUGGAAAAAUAUGGCAAGUGGAAAUUUUCCCAAAGAGUGAAUGACUAAUAUUGCUAAUUACAAUUAUCCAAUCCACUACUCUACUACCUUGAAAUAUGACUAAAAAAACACAAUUACAUUCGUCCACCCAAUUUAUGUUACCAGUUCAUUCUAUUUUUCUUACCUAGUCUGUAGCAAGGUGAAAUGUACUUUUACUAAAAAUGUUAGAUUUCUAUACACUACAGUAAGCAGUAUAAUUAUGUAACUAUUGUACUUUUAUAUAAAUUACAUAAAUGAAAGUUCAUAAAACUACCCCUAUAUGUAGAUACUGUCUUCAAAUAUUGGUCAUUAGGAAGCUGAUAGGAAAAUUUUAAAAUACAUACAUAGUACCUAGAAAAACUCAAGAUGAUAAAAAUAUUCGAGUAAUGAAGAAUAAGUAAAAAAAAAAACAAGGGAAGCCAAUAAACAUUAGUUCAAUAAAAUAUAAAAAUCAAAAUAGGCAAAAGCAGGAAAAGUAUUCAGACUAUUCCAAGACAAGGCAGAUGUAAAAAACCAAUGAUACUUUGUGGGAUUAGGUCCCCAGACAGUGGGAAACUCUACCCCUUUGUAUAGGGUUCUGGCACAAAACAUUUUGUUUUAUCCCUUUACCUUCAUUCCCUUUGCUUUCUUUCAAAUUUGUGCUCCUGGUUCAGGCAACAACUCUACAUUUCCCCAUACGUAUGAAACAAUGGGGUUGGGGGGGAGGGAUUCAGAGGCAUUGUCUACUUUUUAUUGGAUACUGAAAAGCAGCAGCAUGGGAAAUUUUGCUGUUACUGCUGCUUCUUACAAGUGUUAUUGUGAGGAAUUCAUGUAAAUAGAUAAUUAUCUCUAAUCGUAGCUUGUUUUACAUGGUUUUGGAACCAAUACCUGUAUAGUGCACUGUAAACCUAUUUCUCAAGAAGAAACCACGAUGCCAACGAAACUGAAGUGGACUAACAGUAAUUUAGCAAGAAAACAGAUUGUGAUUAAAAUUUAAAUCAAGGAUGAAAGUUUGAUUUUUUUUAAAUGACAGUACAACAGUGGAAAAGAAAAUGGCUAUGAACUUGUUUUGAACUAUAAGUUUUCAAUCUUCACUUACUAUUUAAUUAGGAUUCCUAAGCUCGUUGUCAAGCUUUUCUAUUGAAUUCUGCCCUUUUGAAUACCAAGUUAUUAGUAUCCCAAAACAUUACGGAAUCAGUAUUAAAAAUUAUUUUUGUAAAUAAUACUGACACUGCACCAUCAUACGAGGCCAAAAGGACAGCUCUGACCCAAAGUUAAUUCUUUUCACUAGUAAAGAAAGCUUUCUCUGUUGCACAACUACAACAGGCUAACACAUGCAUUACAUACUGCAUUAAGGAGAAUACAUUGCUUGUGAUUUUUCUUCUUUUACUCUUCACCUUGCAUGGUUUUUCAUGCUUAUGCCUACUCCCUCCAUGGAACUGGUUUUAAUUAUCUGUAAAGAAUUUUUUUCAUGAAGUUAAAUAGUACAUGCUUUAAUAUUAAUCUCUAGGGUGUAACUGAUUUAUAAAUCAUGAUUAAGUAUGCAUGGUUAAUUAUUAAGGAGGCGAUAUAUUUUGUAUAUGGGGGUACUUUAGCCACUACUGAACAAACUUGUUAAGAAAAUUAAUGCAUCUUCCUGGUGAGGAAUUAGAUUCAUUGCUGCUGAAAAGAUAAAACUAAAUACGAUGCUUGGAAUUACAUACUAUUCAGAUAUUUACGAGUACAGUACUAACUGCAAUACAUGUAGGACUUUCAUAAAAGGUAAUGCUCGAGAAAUAAGUACGGGAGAACCCUAUGGAUUGAAAGCAAAAAAUUCAAACCAUAAGUUUCAGGGGCUUCUGAAGUGGUGUGAAUGAGCAAUAAAAGCACAAAGGGUAGUAUUUAAAACUGAGAGCAAUAGAAAAUGUUGUUUUAUGAGUACAUUACCUUCUUAUGUAAUUAUUCAUAGCUACACACUUUUUUUUUACUUUUGAAAAAAAGAAAACUGUAAAUAGCUUACUGUAUGCAACCAGCCAAAUAUACAAGCACAGUUUUAAAUAGCUACUGGGUACAUCUGUAAAUACAGUAUGAUAUAUAUAAGGCUACUGGAUGAUGUACUUCCUAAUUUUACCUAUACUAAAAUGUAUGCCAUCAGACAUUUAUGUAAUUACAUUGUAUUAGAAUGUUUUAAACAUUCCUCUUUUGUAAAUAAUUUAGUUUCUUCUACUUCUCAUUUUUUUUCUUUUUAUACACUAAUGUUUUUUGGUCAUAUUCAUUACACUCAUUUUGAGAGCUACAGUUAGGUAAAAUGCUGCUAUUCUGUAUAGACGAUACCAUAACAUCAUUGUUAUUUGUAAAUAUGUGUUAGUGAGAGAUGUCUUAUAUUCUAUUUUGUUCAUACCUUUAAAAUUUUUGUAAAUAAGUUUGAAGAAUGGAUUGUGAAUUUGUACAGUUGUCAUACAUGGAAAAUUCAUUGUACUACUAUGUUAUAGAGAUGAGAUGCUUUAUACUGUUUAAUAAGUGAAUAUAUAAAAAUAGUUUUUAUGCUAAGUGAUGAUAUUGUCUGUCAAGAUAUUUUACUUACUUCUAUUUUCUAUAUAAAGUGCACCUCUUAAAGUUAGCAUGAGUUAUGUGAGGGCAAAUAAUUGAGUAAGGGUUAGCUUUAGUUCACCUAAGAAAUUUACAAAAUUGUUCCAACUCGAGAAUGUUUUAAUCAUAAGGCCAGUAUGAAAUAGAAUUAAGUUAUUACUUGGAAGAAAACAGAGGAUGUGCUACCAGAUUAGAAAAAAAUUAUAAUAUAUAUCUUAGCUUAAAAGGAUGCUGCCCUUAUCAAGCAAAAAAGUUUAUUAAUAAAGUAACAACAAAGCAAAACAACAUUGUCGUCAGCACCCGAGAAUCAUUUAUACUUAAUAAAAAAGAAGAGUUUUUAUUUUGAUCAUAUUAUCCAUGAAGUUUCUGAACAAAAUAAAAUUUUGUUUCUGAAAAGCUACAAGGCACUUAGUUAUGAAUGGAAAAGGCAUUUAUUUUCUCAAUUAAAUGAAACAAUAAGAGUCACUGUGAUAUAUUUACGUUGCUUCCUGAUACUAUAAACACUUUCUACAUAGAUGCUCCUAAUUUUCUGAAAAUAGGAGGCACUAUUCAACACACAAGACUCUCUUACAAUAAAUAUAACUGUGUAUAUUCAAUAACUGUACUAGAUAUUUCCAGAAAGCAUGUGCCGCUGUACAUACUUACUAAGCGAGUUUUCUAUUGUGUGAAUUAACUGAAAAUAUAAAAGGCAUUAUUCAUAAACAUUCAGCCUUGCUUUAUUUUAAAUACCAGCAAAAUUGAAAGUUUUCAAAGUAUUAGAAUAUCAACAGGAAUGAUUGAUUCAGCAACCUGGUUUUAAGACAACAUAGGUAGGUCAUUGAGAGGCUUGUCAUAUUCACAGAUACUCUGGGAAUGUUAUACCACCUUUUCAGAAACUUAUUUAUAGUAAGCUUCUGGAUUGUAGCGCGCACUGAAUGAAUAUUGCAAAACUGAACAUGAUAAACAUCAUUGUAUGUGCGCAAUAUGUUUCAGGAACUUAAAACGUAUAAAAAAAAUAAUUUUGUGGCAAUAACAGUAAUAGACACUCAUUCAAAAUAACACAUAUACAAGGAAAAGUUUCAAUGAAUACAAAUGUAGCUCUUUACGUACUUACAAUUAUCAAAAGAAGUAUUUUAUAAGGUUUUCAAGCAUUUUUAAUGGGUAUUUAAACAGUAUUGUAUCCUCUAUACUCUAAAGUGAUUUUGUGAAGGUUAUUCAGUGAGCAUAAUUUUUUGCUAACUUCAAAUUUUCCACAGAAAGGUACAGUACAUGCUGUUAACUAUUUUAUUGUAUAUGUGACAGUUUUCUUGCUAAAAGUAGAAUUCAUCGUUAUUUUCCCUUUUGCAACUUCUCUGCUCAAAAAUAACCAAGAAUGGAUCAUAUCACUCAAAUGUCCAGAUUCAAGACAAUGUAAAUAAGUGUCCCUCCUCAUGUUGUAAAUAAGAGAAAAUAUCAAGUGUUAUAUUCUUCUGUGAAAUUUCUCUUUUUCCCUGUGGAACUGAUUGUGUCCCGAAGCAAAUUUUUGGGUUCUGUUCCAAUUAAAGUUUUGGUUGUCUAUCUAUUCUUGUUGACAUCAAUAAAAUAUAAAAUACGAGGACAAAUUGUUUGGGAAUAUCCGAAAGAACUGUGUCAACAAAAGUCAACCUCUUGUAUUACUUAAACAUUUUUUAACUUAUUUUUUUAUCUGAAUAGUACAUUAAAACCUUGUAUGAAUAAAAUUUUCUCUCAUUUUCUGGAUGCAAGAAUUUCCAAUGACUUUUUCUUUGCCUUUUGAUGUCAAGUCUUAAAGUGUUAAGGAUAUUCUAACUAUUAAAAAUAUCUAUUUUCUAUUUCCCUUUUGCACUCAUCGCAAUAAAUAAAGUGAAGAUAA